Molecule: messenger RNA, 1547 nt
Organism: Aspergillus saccharolyticus JOP 1030-1
Lineage: Eukaryota; Fungi; Ascomycota; Eurotiomycetes; Eurotiales; Aspergillaceae
Exons: 7
Coding region: 130-1209 (359 amino acids)
Biological process (GO): positive regulation of transcription by RNA polymerase II
Cellular component (GO): nucleus
Molecular function (GO): DNA-binding transcription factor activity; transcription cis-regulatory region binding
Source: RefSeq, a predicted model, not a curated record
CACGCAAGGGGAGGUACUUUAGAUGACCUGUCAACCAUCGGUCCUCCCAUAGAUCCAAGCGCAAGCUUGUCAACCACCACUCAAGUUGACGCACACAGAACUUCGUUCAAUGCGAGAGAAGCUAGUUUGAUGCGCAAUUUUGUCGAGAAUAUGGCACUGUGGGCAGAUAUCACCGACCCAGCUCGUCAUUUCGAGAUAGAUGUUCCAGUCAGAGCUGUUCAGGAGCCCGCUCUGCGCUCAGCGAUCUUCGCCUUCUCUUCUCGACAUAUUGACAGACAAAGCAAGGGAGGCACAGCUGAGGCGUUGCAAUACCACAACCACUGCCUGCAACUCUUAAUCCCGGCAUUGUCUGGUUCGAAAGAAGACAUAAACGAUGUUGUUCUUGCUACGAUUGCGAUUCUUCGACAGCUCGAGGAGAUGGAACCCGACGACAAUCAGUUCCAUUUGACUGGGACAGCGCGCAUACUGAACACAAUAUCUUCCUUCGGGUCUUCCGGGGGAUUGGGAGAGGCGGCGGCAUGGUUGUGUCUGCGUGAGGAUAUAUACAUCUCGCUGAUCUCGCAGAAGCCGCUCCGGACGAACCUCGACAGUUUCCAUGGGUCCGACGUCUUCUCGAGGAACGAUGACUUUGCUUGGGCGAGUCGAAUGGUCUUUCUACUGGCCAAAGUUUUAAGUUGUGCCUUUGAUCCCUGUGGUCAUCAGACAUCUCGGGAUCCAAGCGCUCUGCAGACUAUGGCACGAGAGGUGGAAGAAUGGAAUAGUUCGAAACCUGCUUCUUUCGCCGCCGUGCGCUCUGUACCCCGCGGUGAAAGUGCACAUCGACGAUUUCCCGAGAUUUGGAUGUUGCUACCAGUUCACGUUGUCGGGAUUCAAUACUACCACAUCGCGAAGAUCAUUCUAGCUUUUGCCACUUGCCCCAGUCCUGCACUCGCUUCUCAAAACUUCAAGCUAUCCAGAGAUAUUGAGAAAACUGUCCGACGCCACCUUCUUAUGGUCCUUGGUUUGGCCAAGUCCAACCCUAAAGCCGAAAAUACCCUUUUUACUGCGCGUCACAGUCUUGUGGCAUGGGGGUGGGUCAUUCGCCGUAAAGAGGACCAGGAAGCUGCCGAGGCUCUUCUAAGCGAGAUGGAAGCCAGAACUGGCUGGGAUGUCAGACAGUCAAUCCGCGCUUUAAGGGAGCAAUGGGCUGACUCUGACUCUGACUGGUAACACGAUACUUCAAUAGUUUACCUCGUCAAGCGAGAUGGACGCAGAUAGGAGAGCGCAUGCGCUCAAUGUUUGUUUCCCCCAAUCUCUGCGGUCUCCUUGCGCUUUGAUAGCCCAAGGAAAUGCGGUCACGAGGUCUCCAAGACACGAAGAUCAACACGGUCGAUCAUUGCAACCCUAAAAGAAGGACUGUUCCUACUCAUUCUCAUUGGCUCAGAGCGUAUGCAAGACAUGCUAGUUGCCGCUUACGAGAAUAGUCCGAAGCUUAUUGAGCCGCCGCGCCUAUGGAAAAAUCGCCAUGACGUCUCAUCAAUCUGAGGGGAAAAGCUCCGUGAAGAUUA